AUGAAUCAUCCAUGGUGUAUGAUGAAAUCGUUCUCUUCAGUGUGUUUGAUGUAUAUUCACCAUAGUAUCGGUGACACGCUGAUACAGAGAUGUAUGUCAACGACACAAGACAUAUUCUCAAGUUUUUGUAGGGACCGUGAUAGUCGACGGGCAAGUGACUUGCACCCCUUGUUUCGAGAUGUUGUAAAGGUCGGUAUUCACACUACUUCCAGUGACUAUGGUAACCAGUUUAUCGACCUACUCGCCAUGUACAAGACCCGUCAUAUAUCGAGUUGCGAACCAAUCCAAACUAUUUCCUACUCGAUCACUCCGCCAUCGCGAAUACUAACUAAACUCGAGCCGGCAGCUACCCAACUCACAACCCUGUCCUUCAACACCGACCUCUUCUUCUCCACUACCGCGCUACCAACUACAUUGACCGUCGUUGAAAUGGACUACCGCCACAUUCCCUUACCCACCCUCUUCACCACCAAACUUCCACCAACCCUCACAUCCAUCACCAUCUUCCACUUGGCGCCAUUCCAAGUAACACAACUCGAGUUUGGUGGUUGGAAUGCUCGAUUCCCAGUGUUACAGUCACUCAAAAUAACAUGGCGCUAUCCAUCAUCCUCUGCCAUCGACAACCAAGACCAACAACAAGGGAUCAUCAUCCUCGAAGAUAACAUUGAUUUCAAUCAUUACAUCAACACCAACACGACUCUGCGACGGUUGCAUGUCAGUCUAUGUGUGGGUCACCCAUGGGUGCAAUCCAUCAUAUCAACCAAACCCAAUUUAGAAUUGGUUGUAUUGCGCAAGACCAAAGCUAUACAGCUCAAAGAGGACAGUCUACCACUCACUCUUUCACCCUCAAUCAAGCAUGUAGUGUUUGAUGAGGGUUGGAGUGUUGACAGACUCAAAAAUCUAAUUUCCACAAUACACACUCUCAAAACAGUCAUGUUUCAAUAUCCAUGUCUACAAGAUGAAGAAAAGUCGAAUCGACUCGAACUUGAUCUACUUUUUUAUCUGAUUGACAAUAAUAACAAUAACAACAUCAACAACAACAACCAUUCCAAGCUAGAGUCAAUUAUAUUUCGUAAAACAAAUUUACAAUUAUCAGACAAUAAUAAUAAUAAUCAAAAUGAUAGUGGAGAUAUGAUCAAACACCAAUUACAACAAUUAUUGAACCAGCAACAACAACACAAUUGCAAUUUAAAAUUCAUCCAAUUUACAACAUUGGAUCACAAAGAAAUUAUUAUUUAUCAUGAUAUAGACCUUUAA
Cavenderia fasciculata is the source of this 1257-nucleotide messenger RNA. RefSeq lists its product as uncharacterized. NCBI's taxonomy places the organism in Eukaryota, Evosea, Eumycetozoa, Acytosteliales, Cavenderiaceae. Bases 1 to 1257 code for a protein of 418 amino acids. The record is from RefSeq and is a predicted model, not a curated record. The transcript has a single exon.